UUGAAAAAAUGAAUUUUUAGAAGAAUGGGAUUCAAACAAGGGCUUAAAUCAUUUGAUGAAAAUAUAGUCUUCUGUUUUUGUUCUCUUUCGCUGAAGGGAUAUGUUAUGGUGGAAUGGAAAACCUAUGAGCUAUACAUGGAUGCCUGCCUUUUAUCCUUUCUUCUGUGUCAUUUUUGUCUUACUUCUUUACUUGGCGUGCUGAUUUGGGCUGGAAACCAUUGGAAUGGGAGAAUGUUGAAUCACACGAAGUGUGUCUUGCAGGCAGUUCGGGCCCAGGUAAUUUCUGAAAUAAGGUCUCUAAGUGUCGAGAACAAACAGUUUAGAACGAUCAUGGAUGAGAAGAGAAAGGAAAUGGAACCUCUGCAGCAGGCUCUCGGUAAGUUGCGAGGUGCUCCUAAUGGAGGCAGAGAGAGGGGUUCAGUAAUAUGUUCCUCUGAGGAAGAACUCAAUGAUCUUAUCAAAAGUUUACAAUAUCGCAUUCAGCAUGAAAGCAUUCCUCUUAGUGAAGAGAAGCAAAUCCUCAGGGAAAUUAAACAACUUGAAGGGACAAGGGACAAGGUUAUUGCAAAUUCUGCGGAGAGGGCAAGGAUCCAGGAUGCAUUGGGUGAAAAAGAAGUGAUUCAGGACCAAGUCAAACUUAUAGGUGUUGAUCUUGAUGGAGUUUGGAAGGAAAAACAAGUAGUCAAUGCCAAGCUUAACCAGCUUGAUGAAGAAAAAGCAUCUAUAGAUAAAGAGAUCAAUGUUUUACAGGACGAACUAAUAGCAAUUACAGAGAAGAGAGACAAAACUUUUGAAACCAUUCAGGAAAUGAGGAAACAACGUGAACAUGCGGUAUGCUUCUUUUUCAUCUUUAAUAAUGAUGAUCCUGUUUAACUCUACUAUACAUGA
Molecule: messenger RNA, 888 nt
Organism: Olea europaea var. sylvestris
Lineage: Eukaryota; Viridiplantae; Streptophyta; Magnoliopsida; Lamiales; Oleaceae
Product: proton pump-interactor 1-like
Exons: 3
Coding region: 25-873 (282 amino acids)
Source: RefSeq, a predicted model, not a curated record